Messenger RNA from Polypterus senegalus (gray bichir), 1646 nucleotides. Its product is annotated as interleukin-17C-like. Gene Ontology annotation, biological process: inflammatory response. Gene Ontology annotation, cellular component: extracellular region. The coding region runs from base 859 to 1446 and encodes 195 amino acids. Gene Ontology annotation, molecular function: cytokine activity. Lineage: Eukaryota; Metazoa; Chordata; Cladistia; Polypteriformes; Polypteridae. The transcript has 3 exons. The record is from RefSeq and is a predicted model, not a curated record.
UCGUGAUGAGUGAGUCAGUGGUAUUUGGCUUUUAUACUGUAUAUAUAGAUUUAUGUAUUCAUUAAUGGUUUGUGUUAUUUGUCCUGUGAUCUAUACUGUAUGUUUGUUUUUGAUGUUUCUGCUUGCACGAUACGUGAUAGGCUCUAUCCACGCUACUACUAUCUUUUCAUUUAAAAACACAGACAUUGGUCUCCGUUUCUGCCUUUUGUCCACACUAAAUGGUCUUUUCAACCCCAAAAAAACAAAGAUUUCUGAAAACGGAUACUAUUCGCAAAAGGAGCGUCAGCAUUAUGCUGUGAGCGGGCGAAAACAGAGUUUCCCGAAAAUGAUACUCUGAUUGCGCUCUGAUUGGCUCGUGUUUAUUUUCCAGACCUUUCCCUGAUUGGUUGCUGCUCAUUACAACAUCUCAUUCACGGAUUGGCCACCACUCACUGAAUAAAAAUCUAUUGCAGCAUAGUGGACAAGGAAGAGUUGCUUUCCAUGGCGUUUGUUGUGCAUCUUACCAGAAUACAUCUUUUUAAAUAUCUACACAUGUGCAUAAAAGGCUCAUUUGUUUUUGUUUUUUUUUUCCCCAGUUGCUACAAUUUUGAGAUAAAUCCCAUAACCCAGUGGUGUUAUUACUGUAGUGAAAAAUUCAGAGUCCCAUGAAAGUCAGCUUGGAAAUAACUGGGUUGGCAGCCUCAAAUUAACAUAUAUAUUACUUAAACGUAAUCUUUUCAGUAAGAUGGAGAGCAUUCCGCAGCAAAAUUAAUAACAAGGCGCUUAUCGAAGAGGACGGGUGUGGAAUGUAGCCGAGCUCACAAUAUUACAAGACGGAAAGAGACAGGAAAGCACAACACGGUGUGAGUGUUGCAGGAGAUGGAUGGGCAUCCCAGAGGGGACGUCACGGGAAAAAGAAAGCAGAAGGACAGUCCACGAAUCCUUACCUGGCAGGGAAGCCAGUAUGAUGGGAAGUCCAAAAGAGACACCAGCAUCCAGAUAACGUUGAUCUUGUUGGCUGAGACAAAUGAGUUGACUUCAGAGGAAGAGAUGUCAGAAUGUAGAAAUGAGAUCCCUGCGGAAAUGCUGGGAAAAAGGAUGAAAGUACAGAAGAGGUUCAUGAGGCACAUCGCACUGUCAGAUCGGACUUGUCCAAAGUGGUCUCCAAGCAUGCUAGCCAGCUCCAAUAUUGAGAAUCGUUCACUUUCACCAUGGGGAUACAGGAUAAACAGACAAGCGGGACGCUUUCCUGAAACUAUCAUGGAAGCCCACUGCCUGUGCCCCGGAUGUCUUGAUCUGAAAAGGCAGACGUUUACCAUGGACUACGUGUCAGUCCCCAUCACCAGGAAGGAGAGUGUCUACUACAUCGAACAAUGCAAAAACGGCAAGUUCAGAUAUAACCAAGCCUGGAUUGAAGUGGCAGUGGGCUGCACGUGUGCGGCCCCCAGGACGGUCAGCAGUUCAUGAACUCAGCACACCGUCGUAUCUUUACUGUCGUUCACCACAAUGCCACACUGCGGUACCAGGACACACCUGUCCCACCGUGGCAGUGCUGGGCAUCUUUAUGCUGCGAGAUGCAUGAGCUACUCGGAAUCUACUCGCUCAUAUAUCCAGGCUCAUUAUUUUCUUUUUAAUUUAGUCGAGUAAAACUGAAAAUUGCACAACUG